This is a messenger RNA of Entelurus aequoreus (snake pipefish), 1311 nucleotides long. Its product is annotated as glypican-6-like. Bases 1 to 1311 code for a protein of 436 amino acids. The transcript has 9 exons. NCBI's taxonomy places the organism in Eukaryota, Metazoa, Chordata, Actinopteri, Syngnathiformes, Syngnathidae. The record is from RefSeq and is a predicted model, not a curated record. Gene Ontology annotation, cellular component: cell surface; synapse; plasma membrane. Gene Ontology annotation, biological process: cell migration; regulation of signal transduction; regulation of protein localization to membrane.
AUGUUUGUGGAGGGAAGUGUAGCCAGCGCGGCCUGCAGGAGCAAAGAAUUUUUCCUGGAGCUCCUGGAUAAUUCCGAGAGGUCUCUGAGCAGCAUGUUCACAAGGACCUUUGGGAAGCUCUACAUGAAGAACUCGGAGGUGUUCCAGGACCUGUUCACGGAGUUGAAGCGCUACUACACGGGGGGCAACGUCAACCUGGAGGAGAUGCUCAACGACUUCUGGUCCAGGCUGCUGGAGCGGAUGUUCCAGCUGUUGAACUCCCAGUACCACUUCACGGACGAUUACCUGGAAUGUGUCAGCAAAUACUCGGAUCAACUCAAGCCCUUUGGAGACGUGCCCAGGAAACUGAAGGCUCAGGUCACCAGGGCCUUGAUUGCCGCGCGGACAUUUGUCCAGGGCCUCAUGGUCGGUCGGGAAGUCGCCAACCGGGUCGCCAGGGUGAACGUUGCUCCGGCAUGUGUCCGAGCCCUGACCAGGAUGCUGUACUGUCCCUACUGCCGCAGCAUGCCUGGACUCAAGCCCUGCCAGAACUACUGCCAGAACGUCAUGAGGGGCUGCCUGGCUAACCAGGCCGACCUCGACCCUGAAUGGAACGUCUUCAUCGACGCCAUGUUGCUGGUGGCAGACCGGCUGCAGGGACCGCUCAGCAUCGAAGCGGUCAUCGAGCCAAUCGACGUCAAGAUCUCGGAAGCCAUCAUGACCAUGCAGGACAACAGCGGGCAUCUGUCCACAAAGGUUUUUCAACGCUGCGGGCCACCGAAAGCCUCGGGGACGGGCAGAUCCGCUCGUGGCAUUUCCGACGUAUUCAGUGCUCGUUUCAGACCUUUCCCUCCGGAAGAAAGGCCAACCACAGCCACGGGGACGUUCCUGGAUCGAUUGAGGGGUGUCUGGAGGACAAUGCAACACAGUGUGAUGGACAUCAAAGAGAAGCUGAAGGUGUCCAAGAGGUUCUGGUCCAAUUUGCCGGACGAAGUCUGCGCCGAGGGCAAGCUGACGGAGUCGGACGAGGAGCAGUGUUGGAACAGCCACGCCAAGGCCAGGUAUUUCCCAGAGGUGGUGAAAGAGGGACUGACCAACCAGGUGAACAACCCAGAGGUGAACCUGGACAUCACUCGGCCCGACACUUUAAUCCGACAGCAAAUCAUGGCCCUGCGAGUGAUGACCAACAAGCUGAGAAACGCAUACAACGGAAACGAUAUCUACUUCCAAGACUCAAAAAUGUCAAACCAUCCACUUUGCAGGAAGAUCUCAGCUGUGUCUCAGGUAAAUACAUCCUCGUGUCACGCCGAAGGAUUCGUCGGCUUCGUUUAG